GAUUAACACAUCUGUUUAUUAUCCUCUGUCUGUGUGUGUCUGUCUCUCAUUCCCUCUCUUUCCCUAGCUUCUCAUUUAGCUAUACAUUGUGCAUAUGUUUUUCAGAGGAAGUACCUUUUAUUCUUUAUUUGACAUAUGUUAUGUAUGUUAUGUUAAAAAAAAAUCUCCAUCUCCGUCUUUCUUCCCUUGUGUGUGAGAGUGUAAGAUAGACAGAGAGAGAGAGAGACCAAGAAGUGGCAACACAGGGGAGUGGAGACUGCUGGAGAUCUGGCCAUACAUUUUCUGGUUGAUUAGCUGACCUGACCCUGCCUGGGAUGACUUCUUUUCUUGGAAUAUCAUGAACAAACAGAACAGACAGAACGGUUAUAUAAUGUGGUGAGUUAAAUGCACCAGUGAACGCACUGUAGAUUUUCCAGUGGCAAUUCUUUGACAGCCUCUGAUUAACCUUGAAUUACGGCCACCGACUCACGCAAAAGUUACAUUUGCAUCACUAUCACCACCAUGAAUGGUAUUGUUCAAACUGACUUUGUGUAAAAAAAAAAUCCUCGAAAUAAAUGUCUCAUUCAUCUUGGGAUAAAGCGUGAAGUAGCCAGGUCUGUUUUGCUGGGUUAGGUUGAAUUCCAGGAAAGACUAUAAAUCUGAUUCAGCGUAGAGAGAAGGCGAGCACCAACCCCUCUCUUACGUCGAACUCGCCGUAUCCAAGUCCGUAACUACAAACCUCAUCAAACAACAUGGCGCCAGCAUGCAGCUGGCCUGCACAUACGAACGCCAGGGCACUUUUUUUCUAUAGAACAUUAGCGGACAAGUAACUAUUGUAACGCAGCAUCGCGCAGACUACACGAACUUUUUUCGUCUUGUUGAACGACGACGGAUUUGUCCUCCGAGCGCACAGCAUCCGGAUCAACUUACAAGAAGUGCUACUUUGGAAAACUCACCUGCUUAGGCUACUAUAAAGAACACAUCGUUCUGAAUUUGCGUUUCUUGAACCGUUAUGCAUCACUCAAGCAGUGCCUUGAUGAAAUUCAAAGUGAAGUGAGACGACUUGGUUUUCUGUAUACACAUAUAAAGCGUACUCGUAUAUACUUUUUGGGGGGAAAAUGCCAAGUGACUGCGUUCGACAUAAGACAUUUGAAAGGACGAAAUGCAUCUAAACAUGAGUGAGAACAACUCCCCAGUGGACGACAGGGAACGAGACAGGCUUCCGCCUAUUUUUAAUCAUGGUUUGGAGCGUGGAUCCAAGCAGCCGUGUGCCUCCUAUGGAAACUUCUUCUCCUCCGUGAGUCAGAAGAGAGAAGCAGCUGGCCACGGGCUGUCUCUGCCCAUCAUCCUACCAGCCAUCAGACACGCGAGAGGACCCCGUCUGAUCUGUGCGGGCGUCAAGCAGAAGCAUCGCAUCUCCCUGGACAUUCUGCCCCCCGAAGUUAGAGCCCGCUUCGCCUGCGACCCCAUCAUCCCUCUACGCACCAAAACAACCAAAGAGUUUCAGGAAGAUAUCGAGAAGGCCACCUUCUCAGGUGACUGGAAGCACGUCCAUGAAUUUUACUUGACCACGUUCGACUCCUUUUUGGAACUCAAUGCUGCCUUUAAGAAAGAGGCGAACGCUCCGUUUAACACAACCGAAGACUCAGGAAUUAACACCAAAUUUGUCAACGCUGUUUACGAUGCCAUACUCCACACACCGCCUGAAACACAGAAGGCUGUGUUAAAGGGGAUCAUUAAUAGCUUAUUAAGAGAAUGGAAAGGGCCCCGGACAAAAGAUGACCUGCGGGCCUAUUUUGUUCUCGUUCAGAACCCGCAGUACACCAGCACAGCCACGUACGUCAUCUUCGCACACUUACUGCGAAAGAUCAGCAGCCUAGCAGAAGCUGACCACCAUUUCCUCAUGCACUGGUUCAAGAAGCUCUCUCCGAAGCGCUUCAAGCAGCUGGUGGAGCGUCUGCAGCUCUUCAUCAGCACGCGGCUCUUCCCCGCCCGGCCCGAGGAGCUGCCGCCCAUGGCCAAGUGCUCCUGGUGGAUCCCCUCCGCCACCAAGGUGCUCUCCCUGCUCAACGCAGCCAACAGCAUUGCCACGGCAGCCAUCCUCCCUUUCACCGACUUCUAUAACCUCACCCUGGACCACACCGACUUCAUGGAGGACUACCGUACCUGGCAGACACACGGCAACUCCAACAGGUUCACCUUCUGCCAGUUUCCCUUCAUCCUCUCUGCCGUGGUGAAGAAAGCCAUCCUCCAGAGGGACUCCGAGCAGCAGAUGAUCAGCAUGGCCAGGCAAACACUAGUGGAUAAGGUCUCUCGCAGACAGAGAGUGGACAUGAGUCUGCUCUUCCUCAACAUUAAAGUCAGACGUCUGCAGCUGGUCAGCGACUCUCUGGAUGAGCUCGCAAGGAAGCGGGCGGACCUGAAGAAAAAACUGAAAGUGACGUUUGUUGGCGAGGCGGGCCUGGACAUGGGCGGCUUGACAAAGGAGUGGUUUCUCCUCCUGAUUCGACAGAUUUUUCACACAGACUACGGUAUGUUUACGUACAUCAAGGAGUCCCAGUAUCACUGGUUCAGCAGCUGGAACUGUGACAACUGCUCCGAGUUUCGCCUGGUUGGAUCGCUGAUGGGCCUGGCCCUGUACAACAGCAUCACGCUGGACAUCCGCUUCCCCCUCUGCGUCUACAAGAAGCUGCUCAGCCCGCCCAUCGUGCCCUGCGACCCCGACGCCCCCGUGGGCACGGCCCCACUCACCCUGGAUGACCUGCAGCAGAUCAUGCCGGAUCUUGCCCACGGUCUGGCAGAGCUCCUGAGCUACGAGGGCAAUGUAGAGGAAGACUUCUACACCACGUUCCAGGUUUUUCAGGAAGAGAUGGGAGUAAUCAAGGCGUAUAAUCUCAAACCCAGCGGCGAUAAGAUUCCUGUCACCAACCUGAACAGAAAAGAGUACGUCCAGCUGUACAUUGAUUUCCUGCUGAAUAAGUCCAUUGAGAAGCCCUUCGCUGCCUUUUACCACGGCUUCCACAGUGUGUGUGCCUCCGACGCCAUUAUGCUUCUGAGGCCAGAGGAAGUGGAGGUCCUGGUGUGUGGCAGUCCCCACCUGGACAUGGUUUCUCUGCAGAGGGUGGCUCAGUACGAGGGCUACAGCAAGACGGACCCCACCAUCCGAGCAUUCUGGGACGUGGUCCUGGUGUUCCCCCUGGAGCUGCAGAAACGCCUCCUCCACUUCUGCACCGGAAGUGACCGCGUUCCCGUGGGAGGCAUGGCCGACCUCAACUUCAAGAUAACCAAGAAUGAUGUUUCCACUGACUGGCUGCCGGUGUCCCACACGUGUUUCAACCAGAUCGGCCUACCUCCGUACAAGAGCAAGAAAGAACUAAGACAAAAAUUAACCAUCGCCAUCUCCAAUGCCGAGGGCUUUGGCCUGGAGUGAAUCUGAAGGUCAUAGAAGAUCAACGUCAGACGAUCAUCAGCCCCUUCUUUUAACUCGUUAACACAGACUAAGUGUUACAGAUUUGGUCCUUUCAGAAAGAAAAAUAUGUUUAACACAAAAGGUGGCAUGCCCAAGAGGACGCUGGGAGAAGCUCCAGUUACAUUUCCACUCUCAUGAGUUCACACGAGAGGUUUUCUUUUUUUACUUUUUAACCGACCUCUGUAAAACCAGCAUUUCUUCAGGAGUAAUUUUCUCUGGCAAUCAAUUCUUUUUUAGACUGUAUUGUUGCAUAUGCCAUUGACCUAGCCAUGGUGCAUCAUUGUUUUUGCAUUGAUACUUAAAUUUGCUUAAGUUUUAAGCAGAGCACAAAAUUAUCCAAAAAAAGUAUUAUUUAACACCUGACAUUUGCGGCAGAUGUGUUGGUCAUGUAACAAGGAAAUAGAGACUGUGCUCACACAGUGAGGUGCUGUCAGUUGUAUAGUUAAAGCUCAAAAGGAAUCUAGGUCAGGACAGGGUAGGUCUGGGUAAAUAAUAACCUCGCUAACAAUCGGUCAGCCUGAAGCUGCCUGUGUUUCUUAAAGGGACAUGGCACAUUUUCUCUAUGCACCUUUGAACAGCCUUAUCCAGGGGCUGGUGUUGGCUAUUGGACACAUAAAUUGUCCUUUAAAUGUCAUCGUUUGUGUCCUCGUGUCCAUAUGAGCAAAUGAAGAAAUAUAAAGCAUUUAUUUCUUUUAAGUAUUUUUAAGGGACCAAGAGAUUUUGUUGCUUGCUGCCUGCUCUUGUUGAACUUGAAGUUGACGACCUUUUAGGACGUUAAGCCUGAAGGAAUUUUUUUUUGUUGUUGUUUUUUUGUUUUGUUUUGAUGUCUUUUUUGAGUUUGUGCUUGUUCUGUUUCUGCUAUGUGAAGUUUGCGCCGCGGGACCUGCCGGUGGCUUCUGUCAAGUCGAGUCUGGCACUGCCACCACCACUGCCAUGCCUCGGUGACACACAGAUCAUCCAACCCUUGACUGACAGAUCACCCCUCUGAUCUUUCUAGUCAAGCAGGUGGGCAGAAAGGUCUGUGGGGUUUUGCGAUGACAUUGUCCUGACCUGACUUAAUGUGUCAGGUGACUGUUCAAGUGUAGGCUGUGAGUCACUGAGGAAAGGCCGUGCUCACAGGAACUUCGGUACUUCAGUGGAGAUACGUGCAGUUCACACACCAGAGCCUGAUAGCUCUAUAGAGUUCUAUAUUGAUAACUAUUGAUAACUAGCCUCGGCUUUGCACAUAUAAGCUGACCCCAUGGACCCUUCAUUUCAGUGCCGUGCUUAUGAUUUAUCUCUGGUUCCACGUCACUGUGGCGAUUGUACCCGACAUGAACUGUGCCCAGUGAAAGAGGCCUUGUCGAGUCAGCCUGGCUUAACAUAGAGGACCGAAUACAGUUGUAUUUGCCAUGUAUUUAUUGUUGAUGUGAACGCCUUUUAAAAAAUGCCCAUUAAAAGUGCUUUGCAGUGCAAA
Molecule: messenger RNA, 4904 nt
Organism: Clupea harengus (Atlantic herring)
Lineage: Eukaryota; Metazoa; Chordata; Actinopteri; Clupeiformes; Clupeidae
Gene: hectd2
Product: HECT domain E3 ubiquitin protein ligase 2
Biological process (GO): protein polyubiquitination
Molecular function (GO): ubiquitin protein ligase activity
Source: RefSeq, a predicted model, not a curated record